Messenger RNA from Microtus oregoni (creeping vole), 2074 nucleotides. RefSeq names its product solute carrier family 30 member 6 (gene Slc30a6). The record is from RefSeq and is a predicted model, not a curated record. Gene Ontology annotation, cellular component: membrane. Gene Ontology annotation, molecular function: monoatomic cation transmembrane transporter activity. The transcript is spliced from 13 exons. NCBI's taxonomy places the organism in Eukaryota, Metazoa, Chordata, Mammalia, Rodentia, Cricetidae. Gene Ontology annotation, biological process: transmembrane transport; monoatomic cation transport. Bases 214 to 1452 code for a protein of 412 amino acids.
UUCAUCUCUUUCGAAAGCCGCAGAGAUCUUUUCUUGGAAAGUUACUACAGGAAUUUAGACUUGUAGCAGCUGACCGCAGGUGUGAGUUCGGCAGCUUGAACAGAUCUGUGAACUCUGUCAACACUGUGUGAAUGGGCGUGCUUUUCCUUCCCGCAGUCCUGGAAGAUCCUUCUCUUUGGUGCGGUCAACGUGCUGUGCACGGGCUUCCUGCUCAUGUGGUGUAGCUCUACCAACAGCAUAGCUUUAACUGCUUAUACUUACCUCACCAUUUUUGAUCUUUUUAGUCUAAUAACAUGUUUGAUAAGCUACUGGGUAAUGAUGAGGAAGCCUAGCCCUGUCUAUUCAUUUGGGUUUGAAAGAUUAGAAGUCCUGGCUGUGUUUGCGUCUACCGUCUUGGCACAGUUAGGAGCUCUCUUUAUACUAAAAGAAAGUGCAGAACGUUUUUUGGAGCAGCCUGAGAUACACACGGGAAGAUUAUUAGUUGGUACUUUUGUGGCUCUUUCUUUCAACCUGUUCACGAUGCUUUCUAUUCGGAAUAAGCCUUUUGCUUAUGUCUCUGAAGCUGCUAGUACGAGCUGGCUUCAAGAGCAUGUGGCAGACCUUAGUCGAAGUUUGUGUGGCAUUAUCCCAGGACUCAGCAGUAUCUUCCUGCCCCGUAUGAAUCCAUUUGUCCUGAUUGACCUUGCUGGGGCGUUUGCUCUGUGUAUAACAUACAUGCUGAUUGAAAUUAAUAAUUACUUUGCUGUAGACACCGCAUCUGCAAUAGCCAUUGCCCUGAUGACCUUCGGCACCAUGUAUCCCAUGAGUGUGUACAGUGGGAAAGUCCUUCUCCAGACUACACCACCUCAUGUUAUUGGUCAGUUGGACAAGCUGAUCAGAGAGGUAUCUACCUUGGAUGGCGUCUUAGAAGUCCGAAAUGAACACUUUUGGACCCUUGGAUUUGGCUCAUUGGCUGGAUCCGUCCAUGUAAGAAUCCGACGUGAUGCAAACGAACAAAUGGUUCUUGCUCAUGUGACCAACAGGCUGUACACACUUGUGUCUACUCUGACGGUUCAGAUUUUCAAGGAUGAUUGGGUGAGACCCGCCUUAAUGUCUGGGCCCGCGGCCCCCAGCGUCCUUCACUUCUCAGCAGACCACCACAUCAUCCCGAUGCCUCUGCUAAAGAGCACCGAUGCUGUGACCCCGGUCACAUCAACACCAGCCAAACCUAGCAGCCCGCCUCCGGAGUUUGCAUUCAAUACCCCUGGGAAAAACGUGAGCCCGGUGAUUCUCCUGAACACACAGACAAGGCCGUAUGGUUUGGGUCUCAAUCGUGGACACACACCAUACAGCAGUGUGCUCAGCCAAGGACUCACAGUUCCAGGAUUUGGGGCAGGCCAGGGAUUGAGGCCGACCUUCCCACAUUUACCGAGUAGGUACGGAAACAACAGGACAGGACAGCCAAGACCUUGAAGGACUCUAACUUAUUUUCAUGGAGACUAUCGACUCCUUGGCUUCCAGUGUACUUAAUAACCCACCUUGCGUUGACUGUUCAACCAUUUGUCAGAUUAUUGCAGGCUUGUUCAUAUUUCAUGAAACCCAUAAACUCUAUUUUUGUACAAUGUUCUUGUGGCAGUGAGGUCUUUGGAAAUGUCCCGGGUGUUAGGUGGGCUCCCUUCAGAAAGCCCCUCUCUCUAAGCUUGCACGUUGGCUGUUCUUUUUUUUUAUCUUUAUUUUUUUUACUUUUUUUUAGUUGUUGAAAAAAAAAAUUUCCGCCUCCUCCCCAUUUCCCUCCCCCUCCUCUCCCACAUUGCCCCCUCCCCCCCACUCCCCUCCCCCUCCCCCCACUCCAUUCCUCCUCCCUCUCUACCUGGAUAGAAGUGGGAGGACCUUGGACUUCCUGCAGGGCAGGGAAUCUGGACGUUGGCUGUUCUGUAGCUGCCCACAGGGUGUGACCUGACCUGACCUGACCUGACCUCCAGUAGCAAGGCCAUGUGCCCCUUCCUAAGAACACUUAGUCCCUCAAGUGCUCCGCGUGUCUGCCCAUGGGAAAUGAAAGCCUAAGUGUCCAUUUGAAAAGUAAAAGUCUCUUUUA